Molecule: messenger RNA, 3061 nt
Organism: Marchantia polymorpha subsp. ruderalis
Lineage: Eukaryota; Viridiplantae; Streptophyta; Marchantiopsida; Marchantiales; Marchantiaceae
Source: the annotation of a GenBank genome assembly
AUAGUGCUGGGUAAGCUUUCCUGCUGCUCGCGCGUUCGUGGGUUCGCUUUGCUGGGGCCUGGCUCGAAUUGUACCUGCCCUAACCUAAUCUGCUGCUCGCGCUCGCUCCUCGACCGGACAGACUCUGCUGGUGAUUGCUCCCUAGGCUCGUUCUCGACGAGCUGUCGAGGUUUGCUUUCAGCGUGUGGAGGAGGAGGAGGAAGAGUUGCUGCGGGGACGAAGAAUUGGAGAGGUGGUGGUCUGGGGCCUCGUUGCGGGCGGCCGGUCGGGCGGGUUUAGGCUUUGGCGUGGCGAGGCGAGGCGAGAUGGUGUGAGGGAUUUGUUUGUUUCGGACAGGGACGGGAAGUCUCCUGCCGAGGAUUGCGCGUGGAUGGAUGGUGGGGUAGGAAGGCCAUAGAUGGAAGCGAGGAAUGAUCUUGGAUGUGCUGGUGUUUUUCUUCCGCCUUGAGGAGCAGGGUCUGGUGGUUGGGCGACGAAACGGAAGGAAUUGCUGGAAGUGGGUUUGAAGUUUGCGGUUAGGGUAUAGGAUCACGCGGAGAAGUAGAUUGGAAUCGGAAAGAAGCGAGAACUGAAGAGGGGAGAAGAAGAGGAGAAGGAGCAGGUGGCGGUGUCCCAGGUGUUGGUCUGGUUCCGUCUUCAGCCGGUGAGAAUUUGGUUGAGGGUUUUCUUGUUUUGCUACGGUUGGAGUUCAAUUUUUCGGUUGCAUUGGUGGCGAUAUUGGAGUAGGGGAGGGGUUGAGGUCCUUCAGCCGGGGACCUUCGGGCUGGCGUUGUUUCCCGUCCUGGCGACUCGCAACCCUUUGUUGGUGAAACUAUCAUCUAGCGUCUUUUUGGUUCUCCGAGUUUCCUUCCCAUUCCUUCUCUCGUGACUGUACUUUCUGGCCCAGUUUUUCCUACUGUCCAUUCUUGUCCAACGACCUUCUCUUCUCCUCGAUGCUUUCACGAAUUGCUGCCAUCUCGCUAGUUUUAAUACCUCGUAGCCCUAACCCUAAUUCAUUGCUUUUACUUUUGUGACCUAAUCACUCUGAGUUUGUUGCGGGGAGAUUCAAAUUGACUUUCUUUCCUUCCUCUCUCUGUCCGUAUUCCUUCUUUUAGAACGUCCUCAUCAUCGAAUUUGCGUCAGCGAAACCUACCCAAUUCAGCUUUGUGCUUCGGGGUUUCGACCCUUCCUCGCCAGUUAAUGUCUCACGUCUGCAGGGGGUUUCUUUUGCACCACGAAGUAUGUACACAACAUGAUGACUCAGUCGAAGUAAUAUCGAGCGGUAGAGUUUCGGAUGCUUCACGAAGGACAGCAAUGGAGACGCUCAAGCCUUAGUACAGUGUUAAUGUAGACGCUGUGGAUUUUUUCGGGGGGAGUUCCAUGUGUAUCUUGGUGACAUGAAAAGAGUUCAGACUGAACACGUGAUUGGGAUCUUACGAAGCUAGCUCUAAAUCGAAAGAGGAAGGGUGUAUUCAAGGCAAUGGGUGCUCCCAAGCAAAAGUGGACGGCCGAAGAGGAGGCUGCCCUCCGGGCCGGAGUUGAGAAGUACGGACCUGGAAAAUGGAGAGCGAUUCAGAAGGAUUCAAAAUUUGGGCCUUGCCUAACAUCUCGAUCAAACGUAGACCUAAAGGACAAAUGGCGAAAUAUGAGUGUAAGUGCCAAUGGCCUGGGGUCCACAAGGGAAAGGAAGUCCUUGGCCUUGACAGCUGGGUCAGGUCUGGUGACUUUGAUGGAGGAAGCUGUUGCCGUCAGCCCUUUGCAAUCCGUGUCUCCAGAUGGAGUGUCAGAUUCCAAGCCUCUGCUUGUCACAAUGUCGGGGCCGGGUCACAAAACAGCGGAUCGAAAGUCACUUGGACCAAGAUAUGAUGAUAUAGUUGUGGAGGCUGUGCUGGGAUUGAAGGAUCCCAAUGGUUCGAGCAAUGCCUCAAUUGCCAGCUAUAUUGAGGAACGCCAUCCAGUGCCUUCCAACUUCCGAAGACUACUAACUUCAAAAUUGAAGGCAUUAGCAAUGCAGGGGAAGCUUACAAAGGUGAAGCAAAAUUACAAAGUCAGCAAUGGCAACGUUAGUGACUCUCCAUCAGAUGGAAGGCCAGUCAAGAACACUAGACCAAGAAGACCGGAAGGUGCUCCUCCUCCUCCUCCUCCACCACCUCCUCCCCCUCCCGCUGCUGAUGAAACUCGACGAACUCCUCGGUAUCCUCGAGAUCCAGCAAAGACCAUGAGAGGUGCAGUUGGGAUCAAGAAGCCAAAAAUAGUUGAUGCCGAAUUUGCUCGAACGAAGAUGAAAACAGCGGAAGAAGCUGCACGUGCUGCAGUUCAAGCGGUUGCAGAGGCUGAGGCGGCUGCAGCAGCUGCAGAGCAAGCAGCUCGCGAAGCAGAACAAGCAGAAGCUGACGCAGAGGCAGCGGAAGCCGCAGCGGAAGCGGCAGCUGCAGCCAUCAGACCACCCAAGAAGUUUAGAGCAAUGGCUAUGGCUCGGGCAGAAGAAGUGUCUGUCAAAGGGUAGUUCCCUCAGCUCCUUCAUAAGAAUGGGGUCACAUCCAUCGGCAUCAAUUGCUCAUUUUGGGAAAAGAAUCAAAAGGCCCAAAACUGUAUUGUAGCACUACACCUGGACCUGUGUCAAUAUAGAUUCUUCAAAGCUCCUAGGAAAGAGAAAUUCAUUCUAUUUUCGUAGACCCUGAUGCGGAAGGGUUCCCUUUGAUGCUCUGAUUGUAUCAUUACUGAUAAUAUCUGUAAAAUCUAAGCUCCUCUCCCUCACGUUCUCCAUAGCAAAGCCACCACAGUUUCUGGGAAUACUUGCCGUCAUGGUGGUUUUGAGGUUUACGAGAUUUACGAUGCUCAGCAUAUCUCCUCUCCGCCAGGUAAUGAUCGAAUCCAAAGGUUUGCUCCUAUCAUUGUUUCACGUGUGCCCAGGCGUUGAUCCAUUUGUAUGGAGACCGCUGCAUGGCCACACCGUGUGAAAGCAAACGAGGGUUCUCGGGGCGUGCGAAAUUAGUGUAUAGAUCAAUGUACAAAAUCUUGCCGUGAAACGUGUAGGAAUCACCGAGAUCGUUUCCACGAAUAGCAAGAAGUUUAACAAAUG